Molecule: messenger RNA, 605 nt
Organism: Medicago truncatula (barrel medic)
Lineage: Eukaryota; Viridiplantae; Streptophyta; Magnoliopsida; Fabales; Fabaceae
Product: cysteine proteinase inhibitor
Exons: 2
Coding region: 65-379 (104 amino acids)
Molecular function (GO): cysteine-type endopeptidase inhibitor activity
Source: RefSeq, a predicted model, not a curated record
ACAACAACACAAUCAAGAAGUAUAGAGGAAAAACACAUACACAUCAAAGAUAGAAAUUAAAUUAAUGGCGGCUCUAGGUGGUAGUACUGAGGUGGAAUAUACACAGAACAGUGUUGAGAUAGAUAACCUUGCUAUCUUUGCUGUUCAAGAACACAACAUCAAACAGAAUGCAGUUCUGGAGUUUGUGAGGGUGUUAAAUGCAAAGAAAAAAGUGGUUUCUGGCACCUUGUACGACAUUACUUUGGAGACAAAAGAUGGUGGGAAGCAAAAGGUGUAUGAAGCCAAGAUUUUAGAGAAGCCAUGGUUGAACUUCAAGGAGGUGCAGGAAUUCAAGCUCAUUAGCCAAAAUGAUGAUGCUCCUUCUGUAUCUAGCACUUAGCUAGGUAUUUAACUUUCAUGGAGGUAUAUGAUAUCAAAUAGUAUAUAUUAAGCCUUAUUGAUGGUCUAGUUUAUUACUUUUUCUGGUAUAGAUAUUGUGAUCUAUUCAGGUUGGAGAUUUUCCAAGUCAAUUGAUCAAUGUUUGUAAAUAAUUUGUGAAAUAAUCAAGAUUGUAUUUGAAUUUGAGAUUUAAGUAUUUUUAUAUAUUAAGCAAAAGAUUUGUAUCA